Molecule: messenger RNA, 1453 nt
Organism: Drosophila gunungcola (fruit fly)
Lineage: Eukaryota; Metazoa; Arthropoda; Insecta; Diptera; Drosophilidae
Gene: Dh44
Exons: 4
Coding region: 303-1391 (362 amino acids)
Cellular component (GO): extracellular region
Molecular function (GO): hormone activity
Source: RefSeq, a predicted model, not a curated record
UCGUCAGCCUGUUGCGUUCGAGGUUCGAUGCUGGCACAAACCGCAGCAGCAGCAGCAGGAGCAGAAAAAUCUGAAUAAUCAGCCGUACCAGCAGCAACAGUUUCAUAUUCCGAAUCAGUGGCCGUUUCGUGACGCGGCGCGUAAAUACAUAAAAUAAGUUAGAAAAAGAUAAAUAAGCCACAAGCGCGGUUAAAUCCCAAAGACACACAAAACACACGCGAAAUAUCUCGAUCGUCAUAAAUUAAUCCGAGUCGAGUGCGUUUCAGAUCCACCGAAAUUAGGGGCAAUUACCACUGAUAAGAAUGAUGAAAGCCACAGCGUGGUUUGGUCCGGUGUUAUUAACUUUACUGUGUGCCACAAGGCUCGUCUGCACGGCCCAGCGAGGAGGGGCAGGAGGAGGAUCAGGAGGAGGAGCUGAGGUCGGCGGAAGCGGCCGCACAAACGGAUAUCCUCUGGACUACCCUGAUGCACGGAACUCACAGGAUGACUUUCUCCUGGCCAAGCGGAACAAACCGUCGCUGUCCAUUGUCAAUCCCCUGGAUGUGCUGCGUCAGCGGCUGCUCCUGGAAAUCGCACGCAGGCAAAUGAAGGAGAAUUCCCGCCAGGUCGAGCUGAACCGCGCCAUCCUGAAGAACGUGGGCAAACGAUACUUGUUGCGAGGAGCAGAAGCAGGAGCAGGAGCAGGAGCCCCCCAGGUGAGCUGGCGGUACCGCCAGCAGUGGCCAGUCGAGCGGGAACUGCAGCUGCAACUGGAGCGGGAAAGGGAAAGGGAAACGGAGCGGGAGCGGGAUGAGGAGCCGGAGGAGCAGCUGGGCCGGCAACAGCUGCUGCCCUGGAAGCAUUUCCCCAGCCAACUGUGGAGCUACGGAUGGUCUCAGUCGCAGUCCCCCUCGUCACAGUUUUCGGAUUCCCUGCAAUCAACAUCCACUCGACCACAAUCCCAGGCACUCCCAGGUCAGAAGUUGCUCAGCUAUGCGAAGAACUCUCUGGACGUGGCCGGAAUGGGUCUGGCCAGGCAUCGGGUCAACGGAAAUGAAGCCAACGAAACAAAUCAUGAACAUGAGAACGGGAACGGGAACGAGAAUGAGAAUGAAAAUGACGACGGCAGUAAAAACCCGGCGAGAUAUGUGGAUGACGACGAUGAGAACGAUAAUGACGUGGGCCCGGAGGGAGUGGGUGUGGGAGUGGGAGUGGGAUUGGGAUUGGGACUGGGAUUGGGACAGGGGCUGGGUCUGGGUCUGGGCCUGGAGAGGUUCGAUGUGUUCGAGGACAAGCCCAACUGGGCCAACGAGGAGCCGAACGAGGUGGUUCGGGGUGCGGCCAAUGCAAAUGACCGCCUGCCCUGGCCCUUUCCCUACCGCUUUCACAAAAGCCAGCAUAAUGUUAAUUAAGUAAGUGAGGAUUGAGUUGCAGCUACAGAUACGGAUAAUGAUACUGAUACUGAUACUGAUAC